Messenger RNA from Syzygium oleosum, 1887 nucleotides. Its product is annotated as extensin-2-like. The transcript has a single exon. Bases 1 to 1887 code for a protein of 628 amino acids. NCBI's taxonomy places the organism in Eukaryota, Viridiplantae, Streptophyta, Magnoliopsida, Myrtales, Myrtaceae. The record is from RefSeq and is a predicted model, not a curated record.
AUGAAUACCCCUCCACCUCCACCCCCUACUUAUUUGCCUCCACCACUGCCAUACUCACCUCUUCCACCGCCACCACAUUUGAAUUCCCCUCCGCCACCACAUUUGAAUUCCCCUCCACCUCCACCUCCACCUCCACCUCCACCCCCUACUUACUUGCCGCCGCCGCCAACAUACACUCCUCCACCGCCACCGCCUCCACCGCCAACAUAUUCUCCUCCUCCACCACCACCGCCUAUGAAUUCCCCUCCACCUCCACCCCCUACUUAUUCGCCUCCACCACAGACAUAUUCGCCUCCUCCACCGCCACCACGUUUGAAUUCCCCUCCACCUCCGCCCCCUACAUACUGGCCGCCACUACCGACAUAUACUCCUCCACCUCCACCACUAACAUAUUCAUUACCACCACCGCUUAUGGAUUCUCCUCCACCUCCACCCCCUAUACAUUCACCAACGGCACCUACAUAUUCUCCUCCUCCACCGCCACCACCUAAGAAUUCUCCUCCACCUCCACUCCCUACAUACUCGCUGCCGCCACAAACAUAUAGUCCACCACCGACAUAUAUGCCACCUCCGCCGCUAAUGAAUUCGCCUCCACCUCCACCCCUAACUAAUUCUCCUCCACAACCAACAUAUUCACUUUCUCCACCUCCACCUUCUGUGAAUUCUCCUCCACCUCCACUUCGUGCUUACUCGUCGCCACCACCAAUAUAUUCACCACCACCACCACCUAUGUAUUUCCCUCCAUCUCAACUCCCCACUUACUCUCCUUCUCCGGUUCCAUUACCAACAUAUUCUCCUCCGCCUUCCCUGCCACCACCUACGCAUCCUCCUCCACCUCCACCCUCUACUUAUAAUCCUCCACCAUCACCACCAUCACCAUCUUAUUAUUACAAAUCACCACCUCCUCCUCCCAAGUACAUAAGUCAUCCCCAUCGGCAUCAUAAAUCUCCACCACCACCAAAGCAUGUGAUUCACCCACCUCAUCGUCGCAUGUCUCCACCUCCUCAUUUUAAGCAAGUAAUUCAUGCACCGUAUAGAUCCCCACUUUCCAAGCGUUCUCCUCCGCCGUAUAGAUCAUCACCUCCACCACCAAAGCGUGUCAUAAGGCCACCACGUCACCACAAGUUCUCCCCGCCUCCGUCACAAUUACCGCCGCGGAUUUAUGUGUAUAAAUCACCACCACCACCACCACCAUCACUGUCACUCUUGCCUCCCUAUAUCUACAAAUCACCAGCACCUCCAUCGCCAUCACCUCCUCCAUCAUCCCUAUCAUCACCUCCACCAUAUGCUUACAAGUCUCCUCCACAACCUUCUCGAUCACUGCCACCACCACCCUACUAUUACAUCUCUCCACUACCACCAAAUUCUCCAACUCCUGGAAUCCCCUACCAUCUUAGUUCACCACCUCCACCACCCUCUCCCUCUCCACCGCCUCCCUACCGCUAUAAUUCCCCUCCUCCUCCUCCUCCUCCUCCACCAUCAACAUCCCCACCACCUCCUUACUUCUACAAGUCACCUCCACCUCCACCUCCACCACCCUCUCCCUCUCCACCACCUCCCUACCACUAUAAUUCCCCUCCUCCUCCUCCACCAUCAACAUCCCCACCCCCUCCUUACAUCUACAAGUCACCGCCUCCACCUCUACCACCCUCUCCCUCUCCACCACCUCCUUACCACUAUAAUUCCCCUCCUCCUCCUCCACCAUCAACAUCCCCAUCACCUCCUCCACCUCCACCUUCAACUCCCCCACCUCCUCCAUCUCCAUCCACCCCACCUCCUUAUGUUUACCUAUCACCACCACCUUCAGUCAACUCACAACCUGGUGGUUCAUACUACUAUAGUUAUCCUCCUCCACCAUCGCCACCACCGCCUCCCAUAGGCUAUUAA